UGACCAUUAAUUAGUAGUUUUCCUGCUUAACUUGUCCAGAUUCAAGUAAAAAUAAACAUGCAGUUGAUAUCAUUUCUGAUUUGAUAGCUCAUUCUUGCUGGUUGAAUGUGCAUGUUGAUCAACCUCAUGGGGCUGUCUUUGAGAUAAGGAAAGCCCAGGGUUAUGGUGCACGAUGGUCUAACCAUGGAACUAAGGUCAACUCUGACAAGCAUGGUAUGGCAAAGUAAAGCAGAAAAGUAGGAAAAUAAUUUUUGUGGUUUCACCUAUGGCAGGAAUUUGGUACUGAAAUGCUUUCAGGUAAAGACACCUGACUGAGAUGCUGCCAAGCUAGAAAGACAGAGCUGAAAAACUGGGGUUCUGUGAUUGGUACAAUCUCCUUUGUUUUGAUAUGUAUGGAGUGAAGAUGUUAUGGAGUCUUUAAAAGAAUGGAGUUGCCAAUGCGUGACACUUGGCAAUGGAUCCAAUCCAUGGGGUUUUAUUUCUCUUCGUAUUGAAAUGAACGUUUUUCAUUUCCUUUCCUUUCCCUCAUUUUCCUCAAUCCAAACAUGAUGUAAAUUCAAAGGGAAUUUCAGGUCUUCAUUUUCUUGCUUUCUUUUAUUUCUUUGCUCAUUAUUGCUUCUUCUUGAAACACCUAAAUUAGUUGGACUUUAGGCAUCACUAGGUAUUACCUUUUGGUUUUAGCUCCUUGUUUUCUUCUUUUUAGUGCUUCUCUUUAUCAAUACUGUUACAGAUUGAUUCUGUUCAAAGAAAGGCAUAAAAAGUCACAACUGCCUUUUGCAGGUUGAGGUGGAUGAUCCAUGAGCUAAGCUGAUACAAAGAUUGCUGGUAGAAGAUGCGAUUAGGCAAUUUUAUGCAAGAAAGUGGGAAGGACAUAAUUUUAUCAAGAGCUCAUGACUGCUAUCACUUUCUGAAAAUUUUAAAAUACUCCACAUCCACACUCAUGCAAAGGUGUGAACUCAGCAAGGUGAUAUACUCAUGAAACAAAUGAGAGAAAUGAUUAUGAGCAAAAAGAAACAAUAGACCAUAAACUUUGCACUUUGCAGCUGAUUCAAUGGAUAUGGAUCAUUGAUGGCAAUGAAUGAUGCCCAUGUAUAUGUAUUUGUUAGCCACUUCAUACCAACAGUUUUCAUCUGGAUUUCUUAGUGACCGGAUUGCAUCAAAAUGCUUCCUCAGGUGGAAAAAAUAGGUGCUGAUCAUGAGAUAUCGAAGAUUCCAUGCGAGAACAUUGCUGCCUCAUGUCAUGCCAUAAUUUCAUUUAAGAUGUGUUUUAAGCUUGUGGAGGGAUGUAACAUCAGUUCCCUAAAGUUGUACCUUUGUUUCUACUUUUCAUAGAAACAUGUCAUGUGGCUAUAAGAUUUCUCGUUCCACCUCCUCCCUCUUGGGUUCAUCAGAUCUUCGAUUGACUCAUAACCCACCUAAAACUCCGUAUCCAUUUGACUUUGGAUUUUUUCUGUUGUUUUUUUGUUUUGAUGCAACGGUGACUCCAUGGUAUUUCUUUGUUAACUUAUCCUGAAGUUGUGUUGUAUUGAAAACAUUAUUUUUCUUUUCAAUUGACCCAAUUGUCUUAUCAUCUUAUUAGCCAAGGUUCAUUUCUUGCGAAAGGUCAGGGGAGAAAGGCCAUCUUGUAUAUUUUCUCUUCCUGCAUUUCCUGACAUGAAUUUAUGAUUCAGGAUACAUUUGAACGAUGCAUCUCUUCACUAUUUUCUGAUUCAUGAUGUCAAACUCAUUCUUUAACGGCACAUCUAACUAUUUUUAAUUUUUGUACGUAGAUUGAAUAUGCUACAUGAACAAUCUUAUCUUAUAAAGGAGCCUCACAAACCUAGCUGGUAGAUAUGAUUAAUUCUUUUCAAACACCAGGUUCAGAAGAAAAAACAAAAGAAACAGGGAAAGGAAAAAGGAGUUUUAUCAAGACUGAAAGCCUUGCCAUCUUUUAGGUGUGCUUUCGAAUCCUGGAAUAACACUUUCCAGCAUCUUAUUGAUAUUGUGAAGUAGAGAUGCCAAAGUGCAUGUGUGCACCUUUCGGUGUCGUCAGGUAGCACUUUUAGCAGGGAAAAGCAUAACCUCCUCAGUAGACACUUUAUUAAACACUAGACCUUCAC
This is a messenger RNA of Rubroshorea leprosula, 2099 nucleotides long. The record is from the annotation of a GenBank genome assembly. Lineage: Eukaryota; Viridiplantae; Streptophyta; Magnoliopsida; Malvales; Dipterocarpaceae.